Messenger RNA from Fraxinus pennsylvanica, 624 nucleotides. The record is from the annotation of a GenBank genome assembly. NCBI's taxonomy places the organism in Eukaryota, Viridiplantae, Streptophyta, Magnoliopsida, Lamiales, Oleaceae.
AUGUUGGUCCCUCCAUGGCUAGAACCACUGCUGAACACCGCUUUCUUCACCGUCUGCCGGACUCACAGCGCCGCCGCCAGGAGUGAAUGCAAUAUGUAUUGCUUAGACUGUAAUGCUGAUGCAUUUUGCUUCUAUUGCCGCUCUGCAAAACACAAAGAUCAUCAAGUUAUCCAAAUAAGGAGAUCUUCGUACCAUGAUGUGGUGAGAGUUUCGGAGAUUGAAAAGGUAUUGGACAUAAGUGGAGUGCAAACCUAUGUUAUAAACAGUGCAAGGGUUUUGUUUCUGAAUGAGAGGCCUCAGCCUAAAACUGGCAAAGGAAUUCCUCACAUUUGUGAAAUCUGUAGUCGGAGCCUGUUGGAUACUUAUCGAUUCUGCUCAUUGGGAUGCAAGCUUGUAGGCAUAAAGAGAAAUGGGGAUGCAAACUUUGCCUUAGAUGGUGGAAACAAUGAGGCAAUGAUACAAGAAGGAAAUGAAGGGAUAUCGAGAAGAAGAGUAAUGUCGUCAUCAAGAGAAGAAGAAGAAGAAUUUCGCAAAGGCUUACAACAAGAUCUAUGCCCACACACGCCUCCUUCUAGUGCAAGAAGAAGAAAAGGCAUUCCUCAUAGAGCACCCUUUGGCUUUUAA